This is a messenger RNA of Fraxinus pennsylvanica, 648 nucleotides long. The record is from the annotation of a GenBank genome assembly. Lineage: Eukaryota; Viridiplantae; Streptophyta; Magnoliopsida; Lamiales; Oleaceae.
AUGCAAGAGUUCCCAUCCACACCAUCCAUUUAUGGCCAUCUUAUUGGUAAUCCACUCAAAGGGAUUAGGAUUAGGAUUCCGUUUGGGCUGCACCAGUCUUUUUCUUUGAAUCUUUCUCUACUCAUUUGUGGGAGGCUCCGCCGGAUAGAAUCUGGCGAAAUGUUUGAGAUUGGCUCAAGGAUUGAUCUUGAGAUGCCAGAACACCGGGCUAAUGGCCUUCAACCAGGUGUAGUUGCUGCAAUUCCCAAGCUGAUGUUCAAUCGUGAGGCGUUCAGUUCAACAGAAGAUAUGCAGUGUACAAUAUGCUUAGCGGAGUAUCAAGAGAAAGAAUUUCUGAGAAUCAUGCCGAACUGUGGCCAUAGUUUUCAUCUUUCUUGCAUUGAUAUAUGGCUAAGAAAACAGUCUACUUGUCCAGUAUGCCGGCUUUCAGUGCAGAAUACUUUCGAAACAAAACAUGUUCGGACAACUACAUUGGCCGACUCCCAAUCGUUUGUCAGCUCAGAGAUUACGGCCGAACAUUCUCAACAAUGGCUGCUACCUGCUGUCGAGCAUUCAGACGGUAAUCGUGGAACCAGCCACGGGAGUGCUGAUCAUAUUUCCAUUGACGUAAACUCGGGUGUUUCUAGUACAGCAAUGCCAAGAUCGUAA